Molecule: messenger RNA, 1503 nt
Organism: Pseudocercospora fijiensis CIRAD86
Lineage: Eukaryota; Fungi; Ascomycota; Dothideomycetes; Mycosphaerellales; Mycosphaerellaceae
Exons: 2
Coding region: 1-1503 (500 amino acids)
Source: RefSeq, a predicted model, not a curated record
AUGACUUUCAUGUUGCUUGCACUCUCUUCUUUGGCGAUUCCAACUUUCGCCCAAGACGCGCUCAAAGCGGUUUUGGUUGGAAGACCACAACCCAUCGCGACGCUCAUACCACAGCCAUCUGCCGUGCCCCUGGACCACUUCCGGCCGCCAAACAUAUCAGAGAUUAUUGAGAGUCCCGACGACAGACCAACGAAAGACAUCAUCAGUUCCACCCAUACGAACGAGGACGAUGGUGAACCCGAACCACCCUCCUUCCUCAGAGCCGAUCCCGAUGAGGUUCACGACGAGUUCAGCGCUUAUGUUCCCUAUGGAGAGGCGAAUGGACAGACCUUGGUCAAGCGAUCACUGACCAAACGAGCAGCCUUUCGCGGAACCAUGAUGAUGAACUGCAAGAAAGCCAGAGAAGCAUGUCAGAAUGCAUGCUGGUACCAGAACUGUGUGAGAGGUGCUCAAGGCUCGACUACUGCCGUAACCUACACAUACGACUCCUCCUCCAACAACGAUGAAAAUCGGGUUCAAGCCGGCACGACUGUGACCCGUGGCACGCCAUGCGCAGCUUGGCCUUUCGGACAGCGCUUCUGGGAUAUGUAUCCAUGGAGCCGACAAAAGCCAACCAAGGACUCCCAGAGACAGCUGCAGACUGACGAGUGGCCUAUGGCUGACUUCAAGAAUGAUCCUUUCGACCCUACUGCCAACCCGCCUCAGCACUCUCUCCGCUGCAUCACUGCCGAAGAUAAUUCCAAAGGUUCGAAACAAUGGGUCAAUUUUCGCGACGGAGCAGGCCAUUACAAAGCAGGAAAAAAAUACGAAAGCAAACGCCUCGGAACCUCCAGAUUCGUCACAGGCGACACCUUCCACGUCGAAUUCGACAUGUCGGAAUUCGACGACACCAACGCCGACGACGUCAAAGCCAAGACCGAUCUCCUCUCCUACUGCACACCACCAUCCUACAAUUCCUGCCAAAACGACGGCCGACAAUUCCACAUGUCCGCCCUCGUACAAACCUCCACUCGUCAGUUGCAAGUCGGAACCCUCGAAUGGCCCUACGACGCCAAUUCCCACAACAAAUACCGAAUCGAUGGGGAGAAGGACGAUAUCAAAGCUUACUUCGUCACUGUGGAAGUGACGGGCGAUGAUGGGGAUUUUUUGAAAGCUAGUGCGCAGACGUAUGUUGAUGGAGAUUAUCAAGAUCUUGAUCGUGCGGAUUCGAGACGAGUUGGGGUUGGUGGGGAGGUUUCUUUGAAAGGGGACUUGCCGCAGGAGUUGAAGGUUAGGAGGGUGGAUGGAGCGGGGUGUACGACGGAGUUGGAGUUUGUUUAUGGGAGUCCGGAUGAUGGGACGUUGGAUUGGUUUGUUUUUAAGAGUGAUGCGAAGGGGUAUGGGAGGUGGUCUUGGAUUGAGAGUGGGAGUCAGAGUGGGAAGUAUUGUCAGGUUGAGGAGAUGAAGGAUGAUGAGGGGGAUUAUGUUGGGACGAAGUUUUUUUGUACGUUUCCUGGGUGGUGA